AUGAAUUUCGACAAGUGUAACGCUUUCGAUAACCCCAACCUGACCUUCAACAACCCCGACAUGAACUUUCACAUACCCGAGCUCAGCUUCGACAAAUCCUACGUGAACUUCGACAAAUCCAACCUGAAAUUCAACAAGAGCAAUGUGGGCUUCGACACCCAGUUCGCAGGGGCCGCGAGAGAAAAUGGGAGAUGGAGAAACCAAUACCGAACUCGCUGA
Penicillium malachiteum is the source of this 219-nucleotide messenger RNA. RefSeq lists its product as uncharacterized. The coding region runs from base 1 to 219 and encodes 72 amino acids. The transcript has a single exon. The record is from RefSeq and is a predicted model, not a curated record. NCBI's taxonomy places the organism in Eukaryota, Fungi, Ascomycota, Eurotiomycetes, Eurotiales, Aspergillaceae.